GAAGCUUCAAAACUAUGCGUUUCAGACAAUUACAGAGCGCCAUUUCAUGCCCAUUUCGAGCUCGAAAACUAUCUUCAUCAUCCAUAAAUGUCCAGAUUAAACAGUGCAGUAACUGCAAUUUAUCCAAACCCGUCAGGAAAAAGUUCACCAAAAAGCAAAAGGCUGAGCACAGAGUUAAUUCAGACUCGGACGUUGUCAAAAGCAACAUUGCCAUCACCAACUACAUGCGCAAUGGCCAAUUCGAUGCCGCAUUGCAGCUUUUCAAUUCCAUGGCACGAAAGACCUCGGUCACCUGGAACACUAUGAUUUCAGGGUACCUGUCGAAUGACCAAUUUGAGCUUGCCAAGAAAGUGUUUGAUAAGAUGCCGCAGAGAGACCUAGUCUCCUGGAAUGUUAUGAUUAGCGGGUACAUCAAGAAUAAAAAUCUUGGGGCUGCGAAAAUGUUGUUUGAUCAAAUGCCUGAAAGAGAUGUGGUGUCAUGGAAUGCGAUAUUAUCAGGGUAUGCGCAGAAUGGAUAUGUUGAUGAGGCAAGGAGGAUUUUUUAUGAGAUGCCAGUGAGGAAUGAGAUUUCAUGGAAUGGGAUUUUGGCAGCAUAUGUGCAGAAUGGGAGGCUGGAGGAGGCGAGUAGGUUGUUUGAGUCGAAAGGGAGCUGGCCAGUGGUUUCUUGGAAUUGCUUGAUGGGUGGGUAUUUGAAGAAGAGGAGGUAUGUGGAGGCGAGGCGUGUUUUUGAUACAAUGCCAGUGAGGGACAAGGUGUCAUGGAAUACGAUGAUUUCUUGUUAUGCACAGAACGAGGAAAUGCAGGCAGCAAGGAAACUGUUUGAUGAGUCACCAGUGCGGGAUGUGUUUACAUGGACUGCAAUGGUAUCAGGGUACGUGCAGAACGGUAUGUUGGAUGAGGCCAGGAGAGUUUUUGAUAAGAUGCCUGAGAAGAAUGCUGUUUCGUGGAAUGCAAUGAUUGCUGGGUAUGUCCAAUGUAAGAGGGUGGACUUGGCAAGGGAACUAUUUGAAGCAAUGCCCUGUAGAAAUAUUAGUUCUUGGAAUACUAUGAUAACGUGCUAUGCUCAAAAUGGUGAUGUUUCACGUGCUCGGAGUUUGUUUGACAGGAUGCCUCAUCGUGAUUGUAUAUCUUGGGCAGCGAUUAUUGGAGGUUAUGCACAGAAUGGUGAUAGCGAGGAGGCAUUACGUAUGUUUGUGGAAAUGAAAAGAGACGGGGAGAGGAUGAAUAGGUCAUCAUUUACUUGCGUUUUAAGCACGUGUGCUGAUAUAGCAUCUCUGGAGUUGGGGAAGCAAAUACAUGGACGGGUUGUCAAGGCAGGUUUUGAAUCUGGAUGUUAUGUGGGAAAUGCUCUUCUUGCAAUGUAUUGUAAAUGUGGAUGCAUUGAAGAGGCAUAUGCUGUGUUUAAGGAAAUAGAGGAGAAGGAUCUCAUCUCUUGGAACACAAUGAUUAAUGGCUAUGCAAGGCAUGGGUUUGGCUUUGAGGCUCUUCAACUUUUUGAGGCAAUGGAGAGAGCUGGCAUCAGACCUGAUGAUGUUACCAUGGUUGGUGUUCUGUCGGCUUGUAGUCACACUGGCUUAAUAGACACAGGCACAGCCUACUUUGAUUCAAUGACUCAAGAUUAUGGCAUAAUUGCAAAUUCAAAGCACUAUACCUGCAUGAUUGAUCUCCUGGGUAGAGCAGGACGCUUGGAUGAUGCUCAAAAGCUUAUGAAAUACAUGCCUUUUGAAGCAGAUGCUGCAACAUGGGGUGCUCUCCUGGGGGCAAGCAGAAUGCAUGGUAAUGCUGCUUUGGGAGAAAAGGCAGCCAAAAUGAUUUUUGCACUUGAACCUUGGAAUGCUGGUAUGUACGUCCUCCUUUCAAAUUUAUAUGCUUCGUCAGGAAGAUGGCCUGAUGUUGGUAAAAUGAGAUUGAAAAUGCGGGAUACUGGUGUCAAGAAAGUACCAGGGUAUAGCUGGGUUGAAGUGCAAAAUAAAAUUCACACAUUCUCAGUUGGUGAUUCAACCCAUCCAGAAAGUCACAGAAUUUAUGCCUUCUUAGAAGAGUUAGAUUUACGGAUGAAGCAUGAGGGUUAUGUCUCUUCCACUAAAUUGGUCUUACAUGACGUGGAAGAGGAGGAAAAGGAGUAUAUGCUCAGAUAUCACAGUGAGAAAUUAGCUGUCGCAUUUGCAAUUCUAAAUAUUCCAACAGGGAGGCCAAUACGUGUGAUUAAGAACUUGCGGGUUUGUGAAGAUUGCCAUACUGCUAUCAAGUACAUAUCCAAAAUUGUUGGAAGAUUGAUAAUUGUGCGCGAUUCUAACCGCUUUCACCAUUUCGGCGGUGGUGUGUGCACUUGUGGGGACUACUGGUAGGUGUAAAGAUUUCUAAAUUAGCACAGACUUGAAAGCUCUAUCAUCUUCCCUCGGCCUACCGCUGUUCAGACUGGCAGUUUGAAUAUCAGGGCUCCAGGCAUCAAUUUUUCAGUACUUUUGGGACAGCAAGCUAGAUUGUUGCUUUCCCAAUUUGUUAGUUGCAUCAUCUGUGGUCAAAUACUUUUAGUGCUGAUUUCUUGUGUGAAGACAUAUGGAGUGGACUCCUUAAUAAGGAGAUGAUCAGAAUGUAGAAUCUUGGAACAUGGGCCCAUGCUCAUGAUCUCCAGGCUGCAGCAGUGGUCAACUUCAUGCUGCUUGGGUGGAGAUUUCUUCCAACCGGCUCGACCAUGCUCAAACAGAAUUGCAGCCUUGUUGGAUAAUGAGCUGGAAGGGUGAAGGUGAACCGGCAUCAGUGUUGCUGGGCACAUUGAAACUAAGCAUGAUUGUUGAAUUGGACUCUCAGAUUACAAAUCUAAUUAAAGGAGGAGAAUGCUCCAUUGAUCUUAGAUUCCAUGUGCACUUUCCUCCCAGGAAUGGAGUGUAGGAUUGAUGAUUUUGCAUGCAUUGAUUCUGGGAACAUUUUUUGCCUGCAUAGGCGCAUACUGGUGUGAAGCUGUAACCUCAGCCCCUCAUAGUGUACCGAAUUUUGGUAUGUUAGUUUUUGUUAAUAUGUGAAAUAUAGUUUUUGUUAACCACAAGGGGUGAAUGGUCUGUUAUAUAUCAUCGUUCUCAAUAUUUGUCAAU
Messenger RNA from Coffea eugenioides, 3092 nucleotides. RefSeq names its product pentatricopeptide repeat-containing protein At4g02750. NCBI's taxonomy places the organism in Eukaryota, Viridiplantae, Streptophyta, Magnoliopsida, Gentianales, Rubiaceae. The record is from RefSeq and is a predicted model, not a curated record. The coding region runs from base 15 to 2348 and encodes 777 amino acids. Gene Ontology annotation, molecular function: zinc ion binding; DNA ligase activity; protein binding. The transcript has 2 exons. Gene Ontology annotation, biological process: RNA modification.